GGCAAACAUUACAUGUGCGUAGUGUGACCGUGUAUUUUGUGCAUAUUGACAUCGAUAGAUUUGCCUGCCGAUAUUGAAGUUAUCGAUAUUUUGAGUAACAGCUGUUCGACAAAUAAUAUGCGUUGCGCUGUGAAUGGCAAAUGUGACGCGUAUGGCGAAAAUUUGUGGGAAAAAUAAGUUAAGUGAAAUUGAGGAAAACAGCAGAUAUACAACAUGAGCGAGACUGUGGCAGAUGCCACUGCCGUUCAAGUGAUGGGCAGCAACAAGAUACACUUUUCCAAGGAGGUGAAGCAGGUUAUUGACAAGGUGCUGAAAACAGACGAACAGGAUCCAAUGGACGCACCAGAUUUCAACACAGUGGAUUACAUUAAUCAAUUAUUUCCCAAUGAGCAAUCGCUGGCCACAAUCGAUGAGACAAUACAGCGCAUGCAGUGUGAAGUCUCGCUGAUUGAUGACAAUAUACGGUCCGUGGUGCGCGGCCAGACGAACACGGGCCAGGAUGGUCAACUGGCGCUGUGCGAGGCACAAAAGGUGAUCAGUUCGCUGUUCAGUCACAUUAUCGAUGUGAAAACCCGCGCCGAACGCACCGAGGAAAUGGUCAAGGAAAUCACGCGCGACAUAAAGCAAUUGGAUUGCGCCAAGCGGAAUCUGACCUCGGCCAUAACCACGCUGAAUCAUCUGCAUAUGCUUGUGGGCGGCAUUGAGAGCCUAAACGAGCUAAUUGAACGGCGCUCCUAUGGCGAGAUUUUGAAUCCACUGCAAGCCAUCACUGAGGUGAAUCAACAUUUCCAGCAGUACUCGGACAUUGACGAAAUCAAGAAUCUCUCUCAGAGUGUGGAUAAAAUUCAAGUAACGCUGGCUCAGCAAAUAACAGAGGAUUUCAAGGAGGCAUUUGCCAACAAACCCUCCACGCAGCACAGAUUGGGCUUAAAUCAGCUGGCUGAUGCGUGCAAAGUGUUGUCCGUGCUGGAUGCCAAGGUGAAAAAGGAGCUGCUCAAGUGGUUCAUAGCACAGCAGCUGGAGGAGUAUAUGCAUUUGUUUCACGAGAAUCAGGAUAUUGCCUGGCUGGAUAAAAUAGACAAACGCUAUGCCUGGCUUAAACGACAUCUGCUGGACUUUGAAGAUAAAUAUGGCUCUGUGUUUCCGUUAGACUGGGAGGUCUCCGAGCGCAUUACAGUCGAAUUUUGUCGCCAGACACGCCAACAGCUGGCACAGAUCAUGGCCAAGCGCACCGCAGAGAUUGAUGUGCGUCUGCUAUUGUUUGCUAUUAACAAGACGCAAGCCUUUGAGCAGCUGCUCUCCAAGCGCUUCACGGGCGUCACCCUGGGCGCCACGCCCGCCGAACAGACUCGCGUCCUAACGCUGCCAGCUGCGGCAGAGGCAUCGCUUACCGUGACCGUAUUCCAUGAUCAAAUUGGCCAGUGCUUUAAGCCCCAUCUGGACAUUUAUAUACGCAGUAUUGAUCGAAAUUUAUCGGAGUUGCUUGAGAAGUUCAUUGAGAUGUCCAAGGAACCGUACAAGUUUGCAGAGGCCAAGACAACAGUCUAUCCCAGCUCGGGUGAUCUAUUUGUCUUCUACAAGAAAUGCAUGGUGCAGUGCAAUCAGCUGAGCAAUGAGCAGCCCAUGUACGAUCUGGCGCUGGUCUUCAAGAAAUAUCUGCGCGAAUAUGCCGCCAAGGUGCUCGAGGGUAGCACGCCCAAGCUGGUCACCAGCAGCACGGGCAGUUCCAUCGGCAAAAGCGUCUCCCUGUUAACGCGCGACAUGCAAAAUCUGUCGACAGCCGCCGGUCAGGUGUUUCACAACUUUCUCAAGGAGGGCGACACACAGCGUUUCAGUCGCGACGAUCUGGUGCGCAUUUGCUGCGUCCUGACCACCGGCGAAUAUUGUCUGGAAACAGUGCAACAGCUGGAGGAUAAACUCAAGGAGAAGGUUACCGCCGCCUAUGUCAGCAAGAUAGACAUGAGCGAAGAGAAAGAUGUCUUCCAUCGCAUCAUUUCCAAUUGCAUACAGCUGCUCGUACAGGAUCUGGAGGCAGGCUGUGAGGCCUCGCUGCAGGCAAUGGCCAAGGUGCAGUGGCAGCACAUCAGCAACGUGGGCGAUCAGAGCGCGUUCAUCAGCAGCAUUUGCGGCAACUUUAAGCAAACGGUGCCCGCCAUACGGGACACGCUCGCCAGUUCCCGCAAAUAUUUUACGCAAUUCUGUCAUCGUUUCGUGGCCGCGUUCAUACCCAAGUUCAUUAAUGUGCUGUAUCGCUGCAAACUGACGUUGUCGGAUGGCUCCAAUAAUGUGCUCGGCUGUGAGCAGCUGCUGUUGGACACGCACUCGCUAAAGACGGCGCUGCUGGAGCUGCCGUCGGUGGGUUCGAGUGUCAAUCGCAAGGCGCCCACCAGCUACACCAAGGUCGUGGUCAAGGAUAUGACCCGAGCGGAGAUGAUUAUCAAGGUAGUGAUGACGCCAGUGCAGCCGCCGGCGCAUUUUACGCAGCAAGUGCUCAAACUGUUGCCGGACAUAACCAUAGCUGAGUAUCAGAAAAUCUUGGACAUGAAGGCGGUCAAGCGUGUGGAUCAGCUGCAGCUGAUCGAUCUCUUCAAGCACACAGCCUCCGCGGCCGCAGUCAGCGGUCUUUUGGAGCCAACCAAUAGCGAGGAGGAAUCGCUGCCCGUUGCCAAUGAGGUGCCUGCGCCAGCAACAGAGGAAACCGAAACAGAUGCGAAAACCAAUUCGUCGUCUCUAGAUGCCACAACGGCGCCCGCAGCUGCAACGAAUGCGACGCCCAAACGUGCAUUCAUCUUCAGCGUGGGCAGCUUUACGGGCAGCGCGGACAAGAAUGCCGAUGGCAGCUCCCAGACAGGUAUACGCAAGCUGGAGAGUCUGCUCAAGAAACGUUUUCCCUAGUCAAGUCCACUAACUAACUAGUAAAUACAACAAUCAAAACAUUCCAUUAGUUCGAUGUAAUUUUAAACAGCAGCAGCAGAUGUUCCACAUUUCAACGAAUCGAAAGCCUAACUUGAAGUUAGUAUUUGUUUCUUAAAGAAUUUACAAUGAAUAUUUGGAGAUACUUUAAAGAAUGUCAAGGCUAUUUAUUUUCAUGAUUGUCAAGUAACAAAAUUAUUGAAUAACUUGUGUAAUAUUUAAGAAAGUUUUGAAUAUCCUUUAAAUUAAUAUGAGUCAAGAGAGAUAAUUCUUGAAAAGAUUAAGUAAUUUAAUUGGAAAAAGAAACCAGUCUCGAACAACUUUAAAUAUUUUUUUAAGCUGGAAAAAAAUGGCAAAUAUUUGUAAACUUUAAAAGAAAACAGUUUUCAAAUUUUCUUUUGUCAUUUAUAGAACUUCUUAAUUAUUUAGAGUUGCCUUUAGGUUUUUUUUGCAUUUUAAUGUUUGACAAAAGAACUCAAGUUCUUUUUUGCAAAAGAUUUCGAGCGAACAUCCUGAAAAAUAUGUUUCGAAUGAAGUCAAAUAUAAAACUCCGAAUAUAGUAGUUUUUUAAAGAUAACUUUUCCGAAGAGCUGUCAUCAAUAAAAAUGUUUGCAAGAAACGAUUUGGCAAGAGUAAAUUCUAUGAUAAAUGACAAACAAAAAAAAAAAACCAAAAAUUGUAAAACAAAACGAAUAAUGAAAAGCAUUUCAUGUUGGUUUACUGGAUAUUGUAUUUGCUUUUAUUGUAGACUUGACUGCUUAGUGUUAAAAAAACAUUUAACUUAUGUGACUAUAUUCAAAAAUUGUAUUCUUAUGUGUUCGUUGUGCUAAUGACUACGACAAUGUUCGCUUAAAGUUCUAUGUGGAGCGCUUACAAAAACUAGGAUUUGCUUUUUAAUGCCUAUGUACAUGCAAACUAGGUUUAACUAAUUCAAAAAUCGUACGAUCUAUAAUUUGAAGAUCUUUUGAAAGUUUUUAAAGUCGCCCAAUGGGUGCGCACAAAAAAUACAAAUCUCUAUAACAAAAGACUUAAGACACGAACUAAACAACUACA
Messenger RNA from Drosophila virilis, 3966 nucleotides. RefSeq names its product vacuolar protein sorting 53 (gene Vps53). NCBI's taxonomy places the organism in Eukaryota, Metazoa, Arthropoda, Insecta, Diptera, Drosophilidae. Gene Ontology annotation, biological process: retrograde transport, endosome to Golgi. Gene Ontology annotation, cellular component: GARP complex. The record is from RefSeq and is a predicted model, not a curated record.